Messenger RNA from Eublepharis macularius, 1523 nucleotides. RefSeq names its product NADP dependent oxidoreductase domain containing 1 (gene NOXRED1). Gene Ontology annotation, molecular function: pyrroline-5-carboxylate reductase activity. NCBI's taxonomy places the organism in Eukaryota, Metazoa, Chordata, Lepidosauria, Squamata, Eublepharidae. The transcript is spliced from 7 exons. The record is from RefSeq and is a predicted model, not a curated record. Gene Ontology annotation, biological process: L-proline biosynthetic process. The coding region runs from base 124 to 1329 and encodes 401 amino acids.
CAGUUGAAGAGUUGGAGCAGGAAACUUCUGGAAAGAAAGGGAGCUUGGUGCAUGGCAACUGCUCAAGUGAGAGAUCUUGUAACUGGCUGCUGCUUGCUACACACGAUUUUGUUCUAGCUCAAGAUGGCUGAUCUUAUGCAGAAUCUGAAGACCUUUCAGCCUGAUUAUGGAAUAGAUGCAACUGAGGAGCGCCUCCUGCAUUUGAGAAACUAUGCCAAAGGGCUGACAGUGAACGCUUGUGCCCAUGCGGUCUUCUUCUGCGAACUGCUUGAAGCUACCAAGCAGAAACCAGAGAUUCAUGAAGAUGUCCCUCUUUAUGCCCAGGAAUUCAAAGAAGAAAAUCUUCGAAGUCUGAGGAUUGGAAUUAUUGGGGGAGGUCACAUUGGAAAACAGCUGGCCCGCGUGUUCCUUGAACUGAGUGGAUUUCCAGGAAAGAAUAUCCAGAUCUCCACAAGACGGCCAGAGACUCUGUUAGAAUUUCAGGCACUGGGAGUUCAAUGCUUUUACAACAACAGGCAGUUGGUGGGCUGGGCAGAUGUUGUGUUUCUCUGCUGCCUCCCAUCUCACCUCCCAAACAUCUGCUCGGAAGUUUAUAAGGAACUCAAUCAAUCUUCUAUUAUAUACAGCCUGGUCACAGCUACCCCUCUGCCCAGGCUGCAGCAACUCCUUUCCUCCAGCGCCAUAUUGAGGCCACAUUACAAGUUCACAGAUGGCAGCCUUCCCACUUUGUGGGAGGGGAGCAGGACAGUUGUGGAAGCACUCAAAGACACAGCUGUUGUGCAGGCUACGUGUCCCCUUGGCCCUUUGGGAGUGAUUGCUAUUGAGCCCAAGUGGCUGGAGGCUGUUUUCUAUGCUGCUCUAAACAGCUACACAUGCCAGGAUGUACCCUAUACUGAGGCCUUGAAGUUACUCAAUGAAGUAUGUUUUCCUGAGGAUGUCACCUCCUCUGAGGAAAAGAAAUCACCACCAGAACCAUUGUUCGUUUGUGAAAGUUUUAUCAAUGAGGCUUUUGCUUCCUCCCUGGCACCUGAUGAUACCUUCCCCUGGUUUGACUUGACAACUGUACAGCUAAAGGAGUCUCCCCUUAACCAGCUUCUGGCAACAAGUACAUCCCUCCAGAAUAAAGUUACUUCAUUGUAUUAUAAUGUCUUUGCUCUACUGGCCGCAGUUAAUAAAGAAAGUAUGUCAGCUACCUCUAAAAAGAUACCUUUAUCAGCUGUGCUACUGCAUCCCACCACAAACCAGGAAUUAACAAUGUUUGGCACAUAUGGGACUUGUACAAGCAAUGCAGAGGGGGCAUCUAGUAGUGAAUCUGAAGACUUAAAUUAACUAUUCUGUGAUUCCAGCUGUUCAGAAGUGGAAAAGCUGUUCAGAAGUGGGAAAUUUUAAAUAGAAUGGUGAAGUACUGAAUAGGAAUCCAUCCGAACUACUUGCAUCAUUGGAAUCCAUAUGGUUAGUUACCAAUAGUGUAGCUAUGUUACCGAAGGAUAUUUCGCCAUGAAAAAUCCAUAAGAAGAUAUGCA